Molecule: messenger RNA, 1542 nt
Organism: Podospora anserina S mat+
Lineage: Eukaryota; Fungi; Ascomycota; Sordariomycetes; Sordariales; Podosporaceae
Exons: 3
Coding region: 1-1542 (513 amino acids)
Biological process (GO): regulation of mitotic metaphase/anaphase transition; cellular response to glucose starvation
Molecular function (GO): protein serine/threonine phosphatase inhibitor activity
Source: RefSeq, a predicted model, not a curated record
AUGGACAUCCCUGGUGCUCAAGAGAGCGCUGCCAACAGCUCCAACAGCUCACUGGGCGCAACUCUCUCGACUUCCCAGACUGAGCGCAACAAAUCUGGCCAUAUUACUGCUCAUAGACAGAGCUUUGCCGAGGACCAGAGACGCCCUCCUCCUUCCCCUCGCAGCCAUCGACACCCAUCUCUCACCCAACAAGCCGUCCAAGAGCUUAUGAACCACCCCCCAAUCAACCGACACGCCAAUCCCCAGUAUGCCGGUAGGAACUGGCAGGAAAUUGCAGUCGGGGAAUUGGCUGUGGCAGAUGAUGUGAAGUGGACCGAUCUUGACGAGAGUGUUCAGGAUGCCACGCUGACACUCCUCAAAAACCAUCCCACCAAUGCGGUCCUUGUACGAGAGACCCCCACAUCAAAACGAGCCAUCUCCACGUUUGACUACAGCGAUCUGAACGCCUACUUAUUGGUGGUGGUCGGGCUUGCGAAACCUGAGGAGGAGCAGAUCGAGCUAUACGACCACAUCGCGAAGAGUGCCCAGGCCCAGACACCUGUAGCGCUCCGGGAGAUCCAGCCUAUUCUGAAGAAGAGCGAACUGGUAGCUUUGCCGGCCGAGGCAACUUUGGACGCGGCUGUGGAGGCUUUCGGAAGCGGCAUCCAUCGGUUACUGAUUACCAACAGCGCUGGAGAGGUUAUUGGAAUUCUGAGCCAGCUCCGUCUGCUCGAGUUCUUCUGGAAGGAAGCGGUCAAUUUUCCUGUUAUUGACCGUCUGUACGGGAGCGUGCUGCGAGAUCUUCAGAUUGGUAGCACUCAGAUCAUUGCUGUCAAUGCCGAUGGGCCUCUCGCUGAUGCCCUUCUGUUGAUGCACAACGAGGGCCUGACUUCGGUUGCAGUGGUCGAUCAAGGCCUCAACGUGCUCGGGAAUAUUUCAACAGCAGAUCUGAGGCUUUUGACCAGUACGAACAACCUGCCCCUUCUCAAGCGCUCGUGCAUGCACUUCAUCAGCGUUAUCCUCAACGAGCGUGGCGUCGAACAUGGCCGUGAUUCUUUCCCGGUUUUUUACGUCAAUCCUUACUCCACACUUGCGCACACAGUGGCCAAGCUCGUUGCGACAAGAUCUCACCGGAUGUGGGUUGUCGAGACAGCUUCACCUUCCCCUAGUGCUCCCGCUACACCGUUGCUCCAGCCGGUUCAGCUGGGAGUUACGGCUGCAACGGCUCCUCCACCUACGUCAGUCACCGGUGUUGGGUCGUCAUCAAGCCCUGGCCCACAACCAACUGUUCUUGUUUCUUCGCAAACCCCCUCAGCGCCCCAAUCGCCGCUGCCAGGACAGUCAUUCCCUUCGGUGCCUUCUGCCAGCUUGCCUGGGGCACAUGUUUCUGGGAGGUUGUCCGGGGUUGUCUCGCUGACAGAUGUGCUGAAUCUCUUUGCCAAAUCGAGCGGGCUUCGGCCUUCGGAUCCCUCGGAACAGAGGGCUCGGAGAAGACGGAGCUCGAGUGCAUCUGUCCGGCCAAGUUUGGAUGCGGGGAGAGGAAGCGUUGACUUUAGGAGGUAG